Anneissia japonica is the source of this 3704-nucleotide messenger RNA. RefSeq names its product spondin-1-like. The record is from RefSeq and is a predicted model, not a curated record. The transcript is spliced from 11 exons. Gene Ontology annotation, cellular component: extracellular matrix. Gene Ontology annotation, biological process: cell adhesion. NCBI's taxonomy places the organism in Eukaryota, Metazoa, Echinodermata, Crinoidea, Comatulida, Comatulidae. Bases 107 to 2086 code for a protein of 659 amino acids.
GUCACUUAAUAGCUGAGGUCAUUGACGUAGUAAGCGUUGGUGGUGUGUUUUGAGCGGUGUAAUUUGUACAGUACUCAGCUUCCAAAGGUUGAGGCUGUGAACAGAAAUGGCUACCAAACUCCUUAUUUUGAUGAUUUGUAUGUACAUAUACAGAUACGAAGCACAAGCCGUUCAAUUGAAUGCAAUCACAAUUGGCUGUGAUCGACAGCCAACAGAUUUUGAAGUUGAUAAAUUAGAUGGAGAUAACGGGUUUCGAUUGAGAAUCCAUGGUCAUCCUUCCACGUACGAACGCGGUAAAAUAUACAGAGUCUCCAUUUCAAGUAUAUUGCCUACAUCUUUUAUUGGAUUCCUGUUAACUGCUACUAAUUCGGAGGAUGACAGUAAAACACCAGGAACCUUUGAGCUUCUAGAUUCAAGAGGAUCUAUGUUUGCACCAUUUUGCACUCAUGCUGUCACUCAUACGUCAAAUACAAUGCGCUCACGUAUCGGUUUUCGCUGGACUGCUCCAUCAGAGGUUGAUGCACCCUGUGUUCUAUUUAGAGCUGUUGUGAUUCAGAGCAGAGGAGUCUGGUAUAGUGAUGAGGGCGAACUCAGCCUUGAAAUAUGUCCAGAGGAUCUUGAGGUGCCACCAACAACACCUGUUGUCCCGGAUAGACAGUGCUGCGCCUCUGGGUCUGCAAAGUAUCACAUGACAUUUGUUGGAACAUGGUCACCCCUAUCGCAUCCAAAAAAUUACCCACCUGAUUAUAUAAAUCAUUGGUCUCCAUUAGUUGGGGCAUCUCAUAGUAAAGACUAUGUAAUUUGGGAAUACGGCGGAUAUGCUACAGAGGGUGUAAGACAGGUUGCUGAAUGGGGCUCGGCCGCAGCUAUGGAGAAUGAGAUUAAGCAACAGGUAAGAGAAGGUAAUGUACGCACAGCAUUCCGUACAAAAGGCUUGUGGCCAGCUAGGGGAAACAUGACACUUACCUUCAGCACGGAUGCUAACUUUCCAUAUGUAUCGGCACUUACUAUGAUAGGCCCAAGUCCUGAUUGGAAUGUCGGCAUUAGCAAUGUUAACAUGUGUACGGAUGAAUGCACUUGGCUUGACCGAGCAGAGUUUGACUUGGUACCGUGGGAUGCAGGCACGGACAGUGGUGUUACAUAUAUGUCGGCAAACUCACCAACAAAUCCACAAGAGCCAAUACGAGAAAUCACGAGUCAAGACAGCCCACAAAGCCCCUUUUAUGAUGCUAGUGGCACCCCUAUCAAACCUCUUGCUAAACUCUUUAUCGAAAAAAUAUGUAGACGGGGAGAAAAUUGCUUUACCAAUACAAACAGACAUGGUACAUCCUCUGGUGGAAUGAUGAAGAAACCGUCAAUGAUGCCUCCAAAGAAAAUGAUGCCAGGUGGUAAGGCUACCAUGCCACCAAAGAAAAUGAUGCAUGCAGGUCGUGAAUUUACCAUGCCACCAAAGAAAAUGAUGCCUGGUGGUGGUGAGUUCACCAUGCCACCAAAGAAAAUGAUGCCUGCGGGUAGUGAGUUUACCAUGCCACCAAAGAAGAUGAUGCCUGGUGGCGGUGAGACUACCAUGCCACCAAAGAAAUUGAUGCCUGGUGGUGAGUUUACGAUGCCACCAAAGGAAGGAGCUGAGGUUAUUAUGCCACCCAAAAAAAUUAUGCCAGUUGAGGUAACCAUGCCACCUAAGAACAUGCCUACAAAGCCUCUGCCACCAAAAGGAAUGGAAGGAAAAGAUUCAUCAGUACAAACAGUGAUAGUUGACUGUAUGAUGUCAGAGUGGGGGCCGUGGUCCGAGUGUAGCAAGACAUGCGGAAAGGGUAGAAUGAGCCGCUCACGAAUGGUUAAAUUGAAACCAAGAAAUGGAGGUGAAAAAUGUGGAAAGAGGAAAGAGAAAAAAACGUGUAAUCUAGCAGCGUGUUCAAGAGAUUGCAAAUUGAGUAAAUGGUCAAAGUGGUCAGAAUGUUCGAGCACAUGUGGUAACGGCAUGAAAAUAAGGACACGCCAAGUCAUCGAGGAACAGACUGGUGAUGGAGAUCCGUGUGGCCGUGUGAUGGGAGAUAAAAUGUGUAAUCUAGAUCCAUGUCCGUAGGGUAUUUUUACUCUAAAAGUAAUACAGUACAUGCAAGCUUAACGUUCCAUCUUGAAGUGGCUGAAUAAAAGUGGACAUUUUUUUUAAUAUAAUUAAAACAAAUAAAUCCACCUAUGAAAUAAUUGCAGUUAAAAUGUACUACAAAAAAUAACGUGGUAUUUCUGUGGCUGCUAAAAACUUUUGAAUUUAAAGAACUUUUUGUGUAAAACUUAAAUAAAUGCUGUGAUUUAAUGGAAAUGUUUUGAGAUAAAAAUAGUAACUGGGUCAUUGCAUUUUCUGCCUGCAAGUGAUGUAAAGUGGACAGUUUGUAAAUAUGCAAAAAUCAAGUGUACCACAGUGUUAGAUGGUCACUACCACAUAAUCUUAUAAAUAAUAUUCCAGCAGAUUGUUCAUGUGUACAUACUCUGUGAACUAAGUAGACCUGUUUUAUCAUGUUCCUGAUACCUUUGGUCAUCCAUUUUGCAAUUGUAAAGUUGGGUCCCUUGGUCGAAAAUGACCGCUUUUAUGCAAAAGUAUCCAUUUUUGGAAAAAAUACUGACACUUUGUAUUUCGGUCAAUAUUGGUCAUAGAGAGUUUAUUUUGGUACCAAAAUGUUGGGAAAGGUUCUGUUUCUAUUCACUGUAAUGACAAAUUUUUAACAAAAAAUUACCAGGAAAAAAGUUUAUCAAAAAUCUUGUUUUUAUAUCAAAAACAUGUUUUUUUAUAUAAUUUUUUUGCUUUCCAGGCCAUUGAAUGUUUCCAAUUAUUUAGUGGUGGCAAAUGAUAGCUAAAGUAACAAUAAUGAAUCACUAAAUCACUAAAAAAUAAAAAAAUUCUAAUGAGUUGUGCAACAGUGCUGCGGAUGUGUCAACUAGUCGGGAAGUUAUUCCCUCUGCCAGUCUGGUUACCAUUACUUUUUGAAGCGAACUUUAAAGUGUUGUCACUUGUAUUAACUAGAUUCAGGUAGUCAAAAUAAUAAACUUGACCAGAAUUACAAUGUCCACAAUGAAUUAGAUCAUCACAAAACUAUUAAUCCUAACUUCCUCCAGGGGGGUGUGCUUGUAUACGGAAAAGAGAGGGUAAAAAGUGUGGGGCAGGAGGAGAAUCAAACUGGGGAUGUACUUGCCACUUGAAAUCACAAUUCAACCAACAUAAUAGAAAGAUUCAAAGCUGUUCUAAUUUAAAUCAAGUUCUUGUCUAUAUACCCCACGGCAUCAUGGGACAAUCUAGUUUUGUUGUGCAGAUGAUGAAGAGUACCACCGAGUCUCAAAAACUUGUAUUGAAAGUUACUACAUACAUUUUUUAACUGUUUACUAUAUUCUCAUGUAUAAGACGAGGCUUAAAAUAGCAAAUUAAGAUGGAAAAAUGGCGGAUCUUCUCAAACUGGUGGUGGGGGUUUCGUCUUAUACGCGAGUACCGUAUAUUCGGUAUCGAUAUUAUCAAACUGAUUGACACAAGUUUUUCGUAUGGAGAAGAAAAUUGUUAAAACAAGAGCCUACAUCUACCAAGUUAAUUUAAAGAGAUUUGUUGUGGAUAACCGGUAGAAGUAUUACAUCUGGGGGAUAUAGUUUAUAUGGAAAUGUUAUCAACACACAAUGUACAUACAAUGCUUUGGAGAUAAAUCAUUUUGCAUAUAUUA